ACCCCCGCCUAAGGGAGCCAAGCUGAGCCAGCAGUAGGCUGGAAUGUGCCUGGACAGGCUCGAAUGAGACCGGGACAGAACUGAUCUGACAAGGGGGCAGAGGUUGGUGCUGGAGUAGUGAGAGGGAACCCGGGCAGGAAGAGCGGUACGAUGUUUCCACUGCUGCUAGCUUUCAUCGCUCUGGCUGGAUACACACUGGCCUCCGCCUGGUUUCUCCGACACCCAUGGGUGCUCCACAGGAGGAAGAGACUGGCGUUCCAAGCCCGGCACAUCUCCCACCGCGGAGGAGCUGGAGAGCGGAUCGAGAACACGAUGGAAGCCUUCCAACAUGCUGCCGAGUGUGGGACAGACAUGCUGGAGUUGGAUUGCUGCCUUACUCGGGACGGGGAGGUGGUUGUGUCCCAUGACACCACCCUCGAGAGGCAGGCCGGCCUCGAGAUCAGAAUCCGGGAUGUCGACUACAAGGAUCUGCCCCCCUACCAGGAGCGGUUGGAAGUUACUUUCUACUCAGGACAACUCAGCACAGGGACAGAUCGACAGAUCCCACGGUUGGAGGAGGUUUUCCAGAACUUUCCAACACUCCCGAUCAAUGUCGAGAUAAAAGAGAAUGACCCACAGCUGAUCCGCAAGGUGUCGGAGCUGGUGAAGAGGUACAAGCGGGAACAGAUCACAGUGUGGGCCACUGAGAGCGAUGACAUCAUGCGGCAGUGUCACAGGGAGAACGCGUUGAUGCCGUGGUCAUUCACCAUGCACCGGGUGCUCUGCCUCCUGCUGGCCUACUGUACCGGGAUCCUCCCAUUCCUGCCCCUCGGUGAGACCUGUCUCGAGUGCCCCAUGUCAUCCAUCGUUGGCAGGUACUACAUGCCCAGGACCGGGCCCCUCAGCUUCCCUCUGCUCCCUCAGAUCCUCGACUGGUUACUGACCCGAAGGAGCCUCAUUAAACACCUGGUGGAAAGAGGGAUUCAGGUUUACUUCUGGACACUCAACGAGGAAUCAGACUAUCGAAGGGCAUUCCUUAUUGGAGCCACUGGAGUGAUGACGGAUUUUCCCAGCAAACUCCGGACAUUUCUGGACCAGAACCCUGACCUCGGUCCCCGUCAGGAAAAUUCUGGAUGAGUUCUGUUCCCCCCUCAUCCAUUCAGAGUCUCAGGCUGGACCCCUCACCUAGUGGUGUGUGGAUAGAAUAAGGCAUGUUUUCCCUCCGUUCCCAACCUCCCUCCCCUCCCCUCCAUUCCCAACUUCCCCUCCCCUCCAUUCCCAACCUCCCUCCCCUCUGUUCCCAACUUCCCUCCCCUCCCCUCCAUUCCCAACCUCCCUCUCCUCCCCUCCAUUCCCAACUUCCCCUCCCCUCCGUUCCCAACCUCCCUCCCCUCUGUUCCCAACUUCCCUCCCCUCCCCUCCAUUACCAACCUCCCUCCCCUCUGUUCCCAACUUCCCUCCUCUCCCCUCCAUUCCCAACCUCCCUCCCCUCCCCUCCAUUCCCAACCUCCCUCCCCUCCGUUCCCAACUUCCCUCCUCUCCCCUCCAUUCCCAACCUCCCUCCCCUCCCCUCCAUUCCCAACUUCCCCUCCCCUACCUCUCCCUCCUCCCCUGUCACUGACCCUUUGCCCACCUCUGCCCCCUUCCACCCUCUCCCCCUCCUCUCCACACUCAGCCCACUUCCCUCCUCCAUUCUCCCCACUCCCUCUGCUUCUGUCACCACUUCCCCUUGUCCUACGUGCUUAGUAAAGUUCAGCGGCCUAUCCUUGUGUUGUGUACAAUCAUUUAUUUCCCCAAAGCACUGGGGUCAUGGAGAUGAGAGGGGACGGGGAGGGCUUUGAUGAUUGUCGAUCACUCAAACACAGACCUUGAAUUGAACAGUACAGGCCCUUCACUGCACAAGGUGCUGCUUAUCCUUUAAACUACUCUAAAAUCAUCCCUCCAUUUUUCCAUCAUCCAUCUUAGAGUCUUUUAAUUGUCCCUAAGUAUUUGCCUCUAUCACCACCCCUGGGAGUGCAUUCCACACACUCUGUGUUAAAAAAACCACCUAUAUCAGACAUCCCACCUCUCCCGGAAGUUCCGGGAGUCUCCCGCAUAUUAAUAGCAGCUCCCUGACGCCUGCAAAUUAUAUACAAUAUCCCAGAAAUGAGAGGGAGAGCGGGAGCAAGAGUGAGCAUCCUGAUUGGUCUACUUAGCACAAAGAGAGACCAAUCAGUCUUCUCUGUGGGCGGCCUUUACAGUUGACCUCUCUCUCCAUCAGUUCAGUUUCGUGUCCUGCACCGCCAUGGCAGAGUGUUUCAAAAAAAGAAAAUAUAAAGCGUACAUCACCCCAGACUACCCUAAAGUGUACCCCUGCCUAAUAGGGGUCAAAAAUAAUGACAGUGUUGCUCGCUGCACUGUUUGCAACAGUGACUUUUCUAUUGCCCUUGGUGGGUUAAGACUGUAACAGACAUGUUGAGGUGAGUUUAACAGGUGUCAUUCGUUCAUUAGCAUAGCUAACGUUAUUUAAACUAGCUGCCUAGCUGCUAAGGAGCUACUCUACUGAUGUCCUACGUGAUGAGGCCAAACUCCCUGGAGACGUGCUUAAAGUUGUAAUAGAAUUAAAAAUGACUCCAUGAUAAUAUAUAAGUACAUACUGUAUUUUAAUGUCACAUUUUCUGCAAAUACCCAGUUUACAGAUUACAGAUUGGUUUACAGAUUAGACAAAAUCACUGAACAAAGUAUUACAUAAGACAAUAUAAUAAGGAUACACCUUGUGCUUUUAUUUCUUUUAGGGACCACAACAUAUUAGGGAGGCUAAUUGCAGGGAAGACUGCUCAAGUAUUUCACAGUCCUUUUCAGCAGAGCCACAUCACAGUACAAGGAAAGUUUGCAAAAGAAAUAGAAAAGCUGUUUGCAUUAGAAACAUAGAAAAUAGGUGCAGGAGUAGGCCAUUCGGCCCUUCGAGCCUGCACCGCCAUUUAUUAUGAUCAUGGCUGAUCAUCCAACUCAGAACCCCACCCCAGCCUUCCCUCCAUACCCCCUGACCCCUGUAGCCACAAGGGCCAUAUCUAACUCCCUCUUAAAUAUAGCCAAUGAACUGGCCUCAACUGUUUCCUGUGGCAGAGAAUUCCACAGAUUCACCACUCUCUGUGUGAAGAAGUUUUUCCUAAUCUCGGUCCUAAAAGGCUUCCCCUUUAUUCUCAAUCUGUGACCCCUCGUUCUGGACUUCCCCAACAUUGGGAACAAUCUUCCUGCAUCUAGCCUGUCCAAUCCCUUUAGGAUUUUAUACGUUUCAAUCAGAUCCCCCCCUCAAUCUUCUAAAUUCCAACGAGUACAAGCCUAGUCAAUCCAGUCUUUCGUCAUAUGAAAGUCCUGCCAUCCCAGGAAUCAAUCUGCUGAACCUUCUUUGUACUCCCUCUAUGGCAAGAAUGUCUUUCCUCAGAUUAGGGGACCAAAACUGCACACAAUACUCCAGGUGUGCUCUCACCAAGGCCUUGUACAACUGCAGUAGUACCUCCCUGCUCCUGUACUCGAAUCCUCUCGCUAUAAAUGCCAGCAUACCAUUCGCCUUUUUCACCGCCUGCUGUACCUGCAUGCCCACUUUCAAUGACUGGUGUAUAAUGACACCCAGGUCUCGUUGCACCUCCCCUUUUCCUAAUCAGCCACCAUCUAGUUAAUAAUCUGUUUUCCUGUUUUUGCCACCAAAGUGGAUAAUCUCACAUUUAUCUACAUUAAAUUGCAUCUGCCAUGAAUUUGCCCACUCACCCAACCUAUUCAAGUCACCCUGUAUCCUCUUAGCAUCGUCCUCACAGCUAACACUGCCGCCCAGCUUUGUGUCAUCCGCAAACUUGGAGAUGCUGCAUUUAAUUCCCUCAUCUAAAUCAUUAAUAUAUAUUGUAAACAACUGGGGUCCCAGCACUGAGCCUUGCGGUACCCCACUAGUCACUGCCUGCCAUUCUGAAAAGGUCCCAUUUAUUCCCACUCUUGGCUUCCUGUCUGCCAACUAAUUCUCUAUCCACAUCAAUACCUUACUCCCAAUACCGUGUGCUUUAAGUUUGCACACUAAUCUCCUGUGUGGGACCUUGUCAAAAGCCUUUUGAAAAUCCAAAUAUACCACAUCCACUGGUUCUCCCCUAUCCACUCUACUAGUUACAUCCUCAAAAAAUUCUAUGAAAUUCGUCAGACAUGAUUUUCCUUUCACAAAUCCAUGCUGACUUUGUCUGAUGAUUUCACCCCUUUCCAAAUGUGCUGUUAUCACAUCUUUGAUAAUUGACUCCAGCAGUUUCCCCACCACCGAUGUUAGGCUAACCGGUCUAUAAUUCCCCGGUUUCUCUCUCCCUCCUUUUUUAAAAAGUGGGGUUACAUUAGCCACCCUCCAAUCCUCAGGAACUAGUCCAGAAUUAGUAUUGAGAUUGUCAACAAAAUACUCAACAAGGAAUAUAUAUAUUGGUGUGUGUGUGUGUGUGUAAAUAGUUUAAAUAUGUGUCAAAUAAAUUGUUGUGUUCUUUCAUAAUCAAAUGUCUCGUAUACAUGCGCCCUUGGAGG
Molecule: messenger RNA, 4506 nt
Organism: Mobula hypostoma (lesser devil ray)
Lineage: Eukaryota; Metazoa; Chordata; Chondrichthyes; Myliobatiformes; Myliobatidae
Gene: gdpd3b
Product: glycerophosphodiester phosphodiesterase domain containing 3b
Exons: 10
Coding region: 151-1116 (321 amino acids)
Biological process (GO): glycerophospholipid catabolic process
Cellular component (GO): endoplasmic reticulum membrane
Molecular function (GO): phosphoric diester hydrolase activity; phosphatidylcholine lysophospholipase A1 activity
Source: RefSeq, a predicted model, not a curated record